Cornus florida is the source of this 1378-nucleotide messenger RNA. RefSeq names its product B-box zinc finger protein 18-like. The transcript is spliced from 6 exons. Bases 535 to 993 code for a protein of 152 amino acids. Gene Ontology annotation, molecular function: zinc ion binding. Gene Ontology annotation, biological process: photomorphogenesis; regulation of DNA-templated transcription. The record is from RefSeq and is a predicted model, not a curated record. Lineage: Eukaryota; Viridiplantae; Streptophyta; Magnoliopsida; Cornales; Cornaceae. Gene Ontology annotation, cellular component: nucleus.
UUAUUUUUUAUUUUCUUGAAAAAUAAAAAUAAUAAACAAAUUGUUCACUAAAAUCUACGUCUUCCUGAAUGUUUCUCCAUCCUCAAUUUAUUGAUAUCCAUGCACAGAUUUGGUGAAUUGUUGUUUCCUUGUCGAUCUCUGAAUCUCUACCCUUAUUUUUUAAGAAUCGAAUUGGAUUUGGUGUUUGAUUGUUGAAUGUUUAUGUGGAAUUUGAUUGAUGUAUAUACGAAAAUUUUGAAGUGUAUAAUCUGAGGAAAUGAGAGUGGAAGGAUACAGAUACAAAUACAAAUACAGAUACAAUAGGAAUGCGAACGCUUUGUGACGCCUGUGAGAGCGCUGCGGCUGUGCUCUUUUGCGCUGCCGAUGAGGCCGCUCUCUGCCGCUCCUGCGAUGAGAAGUGGCUGCUGCCAAAGGUGGGAUAUUUUUUUUGAUUUAAGCCUUGCAGAGAAGGAAAAAACUCUACAUUAGCACGCUUUCUUUUCACUUUCUAUCAAGCUUUCGUGGACAUAUUGCUGGAUUUUGUCAUAGGUGCACAUGUGUAAUAAGCUUGCUAAUCGGCAUGUGAGAGUCGGGCUUGCUGACCCCAGUGCUGUACCUCGCUGUGACAUUUGUGAAAAUGCUCCUGCUUUCUUCUACUGUGAGAUAGAUGGAAGUUCCCUUUGUUUGCAAUGUGAUAUGAUUGUACAUGUUGGGGGUAAAAGAACCCAUGGAAGAUACCUCCUGUUGAGGCAGAGAAUUGAGUUUCCUGGGGAUAAACCUGGCCACGUGGAGGACCCAAUCUUGCAACCAAUAGAUCCAGUUGACAAUAUAAAGGGUGAAAAUCAGCCACCCAAACUGAUAAAUGGAGAGAACCAGCAAAAUCACAGGGUCUCUCGUCUUUCUAAGUCAGCCAAUGCUGAUGCACAUUCCAACAUGGAAACAAAAAUGAUUGAUUUGAAUAUGAAACCACAACGGAUACAUGGUCAAGCUUCAAAUAAUCAGCAGGAAUUGUGAAUCUGGAAGCCUGGUUCCUGCAGGAUAACCGAGUAUAGUUGCAUCUGUGCUUCCUUUGCUGCCAGUUUGCACGCCACCUAUUUUCAUUCUCACUUUUUUCUUAAAAAGUGGGUAUUAUGGUCUUUGAGGCUUGCAGGAGUAGGUAUUUCGUCAAUGAAGCUGAGUUGAUUAGACAAACAUAUGGACAGCAUUGGUACUAUCUAUUGCAGAUAAUAAGAUUGUAUGUGCAUAAAUAGCACGCUAAUCAUUUGUAACUAUUUGAAAUUUUUGCUAGUGCUCUUAUUUGCAGGGUAAGACAAAUGUUACAAUGGCAUUGAAUUCUGCAUUUCGAGAUUUCUCGACAUGGUUAAAGAUCCAUAGUAAUGCUUGUUGCAUUUGCUUUCCA